Messenger RNA from Mya arenaria, 2570 nucleotides. Its product is annotated as monocarboxylate transporter 14-like. The record is from RefSeq and is a predicted model, not a curated record. Gene Ontology annotation, molecular function: monocarboxylic acid transmembrane transporter activity. Gene Ontology annotation, biological process: transmembrane transport. The transcript is spliced from 6 exons. Bases 257 to 1609 code for a protein of 450 amino acids. NCBI's taxonomy places the organism in Eukaryota, Metazoa, Mollusca, Bivalvia, Myida, Myidae.
CGCAAGGAAUGUGUGAUCAUCUAAUCAUGCUGUUUAAUUUUAGCUCUCAUUGUGCAGUAUUUAAUACCGAUGCAUAUAAACUGUUGAUUUAUAAACAUGUUUUAGUUUGUUUUAUUCAAAGCUGGAGUAUUAUAUGCUAGGAUGAUUUAUAGCCACUCAAAGAGCGUUAAGCGAAACUUUGCGAUCAGUUAUGCGUUAGCUGCUUGGGACGUAAUAGUGCAUUAGUGGUGUAUUUCUAUUUAACAAAUACUUAAAAAUGUGUCUUGAUGAAAGCCGGUGUCAGCGUGCCCAUCAACGAAAUAUGUAUGUGUUACACAGAUGGCUAGUCUGUACAACUGCACUCCUCGCGAAUCUGGUAGUGCUGGGCGUAAUGUUCUCGAUGGGGACGUUAUUGUCAGAUAUCACGGCCACAUUUAACGUUUCCCGUACCGAUGCUGCACUUGUUCAGACCGUGGCCAUCGUUGCUGGUUUGUGUGGUGGCGUCUUUAUCGGAAGCUUGAUACAUAAGUUUGGAGAACGAAACGUUGCGGUUUGUCUUUCCUUCAUCUUGUCUAUAGGAGUCGUCAUCAGCUAUUUUGCUACAUCAGUACCUUUUCUGAUGAUAUCGAUUGGAUUACUUGGAGGUACUUCAGGCGGUGGUAUUUACAUUGCCGCUUCCGCAGCGACCGGUCGCCAUUUUCAUGGCAAACAAGGAUUAUUUUUUGUUUCCGUUGUAAAUGUUGGAUCAGGCAUGGGUGGAGUCAUUUUCCCAUACUUCUUCAAUUAUUUGACGGAGAGGUUUGGGCCACGGGGAACAUAUCUGAUUACUGGUGGGAUUCUUCUUAAUAUGAUACCAUUUACAAUGCUAUGGAACUCCCCGAUUACUAAGAAACUUACGAAGCCAAAACACGAGCAAAACGUGUGCAAUGAUAAUGCUAUUGAAAUGGAAAGCUUGACAUCUGUUAAAAGCGAAGUUAAAACCUGUUAUGCUGACAAAGAUACGCUUUGCGCAGCCUUUAAGAAACUUGUUACAGACAGAGCUUUUGUUUUCUUUGCCUUUGGGCUUGCAACAGCAUACUCAUGUGUCAUGGUGGUUAACGUGUUCGACGCGCUUCAGGAUUCGGGACUAUCUCAAACCAAUGCUACACUAGGUCUACUUUUAUUGAACAUAUCAGGCAUUAUUGGACGCAUUCUUCCAGGCACUUUGAUACAAAUAAAAUAUAUAACGGUGUUGACAGUCCCAAUAAUUGCAUGCAUAAUGAUAAUUUUAUCACAGCUCGGAAUAACUCUACUUAGUAGUAUUACUACAAAUUUUCUGGCAUGCAUAUUAGCUGGAACAGCAAUUGGAAUGUUGAUGUCUUGCUUUGGUGUGGUCACUUUAAAACUGGUUGGCAUUGAACGACACGCAAAUGCAAUGGGAAUAUGUUUAAGUCUCUCCGGGUUAACAAAUGCACUCAUGGGACAAUUUGGAGGCUGGAUACGAGACAAGUUAGGCUAUUAUACGAUUCCAUUUCUACUAUCGGCCUCCGUGGAAGUCCUGGCGAUCAUUCUCCUCUCAAUAGCACAGUUUUACAGAUCUAAAUAUCCAAAAAGACUAACUGAUGAACUGAAAGAUGUCUGUGCAUUAUAACACACGGUUUUGAUUUGCACAUGCACUCGUUUGAUGUCAUUAGUUACACUUGGAUACUUACACGGAACAUCAAAGUAUCCAAGAACGUACUUGACAAGCUCGACCAAAAAAGCUAUAAAUGACACACGUACCAUUAGCACUGUUUUCCUUAUAGUCAAAAAUCGUGUAUCAUUUAAAUUCAACGAGUCAUAGUUUAUUCAAAUGCAUCAAGGCCAAAGGCUCAUGAGCAUCAAUCCAUGGAAUUCAUAAUCCAUAUAAUUAUAUUAAAUGAUAUCAAUCGAACGUUGGGUCACAAUAUACGUGAAUACAUAUGAACUCUAAGAUCAAGCCAACGGGAAAGAAUACAUGCUUUACAGGUACAAUAAUAUAAGCGCUACAAACGUCAUGCAAGAGGCACAAUGUUGUAAGCAACACACAUGCAAUAAAAACAAUGAAAAUCGCCGUUGUGAAUCGCAUCGACACUCUCAAAACUCAGAACUUCUGAGAACAAAAUAAAGUAAAGCUAUUUUGGUUUAACCAGUAUUUAUUGCAAAAAAAAACAUUGAACAAAGUAAAAAAGCAUUUGAACUACAGAAAUGCAUGAUAUUCAUACAAAAUAAGGACUGAUGGAGCACAUUAACAGUGAGUAAAUUACGGAAUUGAGAAUUAAACAUAGCAGUCACGUUUGAGAUUCCUAAACGUCAGGUGUAUAACUUUUAAUCUAUUUUACAAAGAUUUUGCAGGACCAUUCAUAAUACUUAUAUCAUAAAAAAAUAGUUAUCCUUUCUUUCUAUUAUAGUGCUUUAUCAUUUUUUUCUACACAAAAUAUCCUGUAACCUUUCUAUCUGGUGCAGCCUUUAUAGUGACCAGAUUCAAUCAUACGUCCUCAACGCUGAGCAAAGGUAGAUGUCCUAAUGCAAACUAGUCGAUCUAUUUUCCCGUCCUAUUAUUGUUUAACGAUAUGCUGCAACCCUCAAUCAAC